This is a messenger RNA of Emericellopsis atlantica, 1530 nucleotides long. RefSeq lists its product as uncharacterized. The record is from RefSeq and is a predicted model, not a curated record. The coding region runs from base 1 to 1530 and encodes 509 amino acids. NCBI's taxonomy places the organism in Eukaryota, Fungi, Ascomycota, Sordariomycetes, Hypocreales, Bionectriaceae. The transcript has 8 exons.
AUGCGUACUGAAGCUGCCUGUCUCAUCUCCUUCAUCCUGGUCCGUGUCCAUCUGCGCAUACUCUCUUCCCCUUCUCCCUCUUGCUUUGCUUUUGAUUCGGGAAGCGACAAGGAAUUUUGUCGUGUUGGUCGUCGUUUAAUAUAUGCGCAACGCGAUCCAUACGAUGAGAACACCUGCCACCGCGCUGCUGGCAGCGUCGUUGGCAUUGUUCGCACCGCGACCUGUCGCUGCCCAGAGCGUGACAGAUCUCCUGUCGGCGACCCCAGAAUGCGCUCCAGCGCAAGUUGUAGCCUUACAUCAGUCAAAGUGGCAAGCGAUUGCAUAUGUCCCAACCAGACACUGCAAGCCGAUCUUUCAGCAUGUGUUCAGCUCGCCUGUCCUUUCGCCGACCAGGCCACGGCAACAACGUUGCUCGGAGGCCUUUGUGCCGGCUAUCCCGUCGAAUCGAGAAGCACGGAAGUCAAGGUCGCCAUCAUUGCUUGUCUCGUCUUGACUCUCUUCAUCGUUGUCAUGCGAUGUGUCGCCCGCCUGACCGUGUCGAAUCGUCUUUGGUGGGAUGACUGGAUCACGAUCCUUGCGACGGCCUUCUUUAUUGGACUGUGUUCAGUCCAGUUUGCCAGCGCCAAUCUGGGAUUUGGAAAGCAUUACUGGACCGUCAAUGCCGAAAAUGCGCCGGCUAUCUUUCAGCUCUUCUACUCAUCCCAAAUUCUCUACGUCCUUGUCCAAGUCACCGCAAAGGUCGCCAUCCUCGUUCUCUUCGGCCGUAUCUUCCCCGCAACCUGGCUCCAACGCGCCAUCAUUGUAUUCGGCGUGCUCCUCGUUGCCCACGGGUUGAUCUACAUGCUUCUCGUCAUCCUACAAUGCUUGCCUGUCCACUCCAUUUGGGACAGAUCGGUCCAGGCAAAGUGCGUGAAUAUUACAGCCAUGACGUUCUCUGGCGCCAUCCUCAGCAUCAUUGAGGAUAUCGUCAUCUUCGCCCUGCCGAUCAAGGAGGUCUUCCAGUUGCGUCUGACGAUGCAGAAGCGCAUAGCGCUCGUCCUCAUGUUCAGCGUGGGCUCUUUCGCUUGUGUGACAAGCAUGGUCCGAUUAAAGUACAUUGUCACUUUCGCUGAUUCCCUUGAUGCAACCUGGGACAAUGUGGACCCCGUCAACUGGUCCGUCAUUGAAGUCGCGUGCGCCAUCAUCUGCGGCAGCCUCCCGACCCUCCGUCCACUCUUCCGAAAGGUCCCCGGUCUCCUCACAUCCCUCAAAUCCCGCGAUGGAGCCAAGACUCUCAGCACACCUCGCCAUGCCGACCAGCCGCCCAGCAUACCUCCCAAGGACGCACAGCUCUACCCCUCAGCAGGGCCCUUUGAGAAACUACAGAACCCUUCUCGUUUCGAGGGCGCCACCUGGAGAGUAACUAGUGCACCGCGGUCGGGCCAGGGGAACGAGACCAUGAGCUCGCCGUCGGUGAAUAGCCGAUUGGAGUAUGAGUUGCAAGAAUGGACCACAGAGGAGAAGGGACAAAAGGUGCGGGCAGCUGUGUAA